AUGGCAUCUGGAUUCUCGCCGGCACCGCGCAAAGAGGGCACUUGGACUAAAUUGGUUAUAUUUGCGGCCAUAUACUGUUUGAUUCUCGAGUCAAUUCUUCAGAUGGUUUUGGUGCUUUACCUCUACGGCAAUGCAACGGUCGAUUCAAAGAUGACUACCAGUCUGAUCUUGGCUCUGGUGUCGUCGAUUCUUUCGAUCCCAUUGAUCUCGCUCCAGAGCCUUGUCGCCUGGCAAUACAACAACAUUGGAGGAUUUGGAGAACAGAAAACAGUAUUGCAUAAUGUCUGCACCUACGUGUUGAGACUGGAUCUUAUGAUGUGGCUCGCAGCCAGUGUCUCCGGUCUGGUGGUUGCCGUCCAACAAGUGUACUGUCUACCUGAAGGGACACACGCCACAUUCUGGCGAGUAGGUGCCAGCUGUGCAUUCCACCGAGCUACCGUGAUAGUGUCUGUUGUGUCACUAGUCACUGUAUGCACUAUGUAUUGCGCAAGAGAACUAUGCGAUCGACCAUACGACGUUUCCAUUAUUGGAAUCUAUAGACGCCAACUGACAGUGAAGAAUGGCAGCAUUCUCUCUGGCAACAGCUGGGAUAGUGACGAGACCCUCAGAAAUGAGAUUCUGAAUCUUUGUCGCCAACACGAUGGAAAAGCCGGUGGAGAGCCAUGGUCUGUGGAUCCCUUGGCCAACAAAGUCAGAUGUCAUCCUAGUAUUCGACACCCAGCCCCUGUCCGUCUGCGGCCACAGCUCCGAGUCAACACUGACCCUGGCUCAGAAUAUGGUGAUAUCACUACAGCUACAACUAUAUCGCCAGAUGAUACCUUGCGUACCUCUCCAGGGGCACUAUCAUUGUCUAGUGAUUUCUUCCCUAUCUCGCGAACGUCGACUGUCAUGACAUCCCAGACUACUGGCGAAUCACGAAAUCUUCUCUCAGACUUUCCUGUGCCCAAAGUGCCGACUAUCCCAAAGCAAUUCACAAACCACAAAAGGGGAAAGUCGUCUCUAUCUUCCUUGAAGCGCUUCUUCCCCAAGACCUUCGGAAUUUCAGUUCCCUUGUCCUCAGACCCCCAGAUCCGUGCAUUGGCAGAUCCAAACGCCGCAUCAGAUGUCGAGAAACAAGUGGUGACACCGUCAACCAGAAGUGAUCCUCCUGAAGUGGCUCCUUCCAGUGACGCCGCACACUCGACAAACGACAUUAGCAAAUCACCAACCACAAAACCAGAAGGCCACACGCGCACAAUGACAAUGAACUCUGCCGACGCCCCAGAAGUAGUAGUUCAAAAGCCCGAGCCUAAAGUCCGUCGCUCCCAAACAGCAACAGCAGGCUUCGCACCACACCAAAUCUCCAUUCACCACCCCCACCACCCAAACUACACUCCAGGCCCACCAAUGCCAUCCCAAACCAACACCCGGAAAUACUCCCAAUCCUGCAGACAAAACUCCGCCAUGCACCCCCUUCAUGUCGAACCCGUCAGACGCAGCAGCUCUCGCCAGACCAACGGCAUGCCCCAUCCCCAUCCCGUCCGCAGCACCACCUACCAAUUCGAUCAGCCCAUUCCCCGCCACACUCAAAGCCAGUACCAUCCACAGUUCAUUGCACCACCAGCUCGCUGGGCUAGUCUGCACACAUUUGAUCCCAACCGAGUGAUGGCCGUUCCGCGCAGGAAUGACGUCGAAGUUAUUUACCCCAGUACUCGCCGGCCGCGAAGCAAUACACAUGGAGGAGCGAGUGGGCCACUGAGCUGUAUCCUUGAGUCGAGCUCUACGCCGCGUGCUUCGGCUGAUGAUAUGCGGAUGGCUGCUGCGAAAUCUGAGCAGACACGCAAUGUCAUUGAUGGAAUGACCUACCGGGGUGCUAAUCGGACUAGUUUGAGUUUCUAUUAG
Messenger RNA from Penicillium pulvis, 1881 nucleotides. RefSeq lists its product as uncharacterized. The record is from RefSeq and is a predicted model, not a curated record. Lineage: Eukaryota; Fungi; Ascomycota; Eurotiomycetes; Eurotiales; Aspergillaceae. The coding region runs from base 1 to 1881 and encodes 626 amino acids. The transcript is spliced from 3 exons.